Molecule: messenger RNA, 3583 nt
Organism: Balaenoptera acutorostrata (minke whale)
Lineage: Eukaryota; Metazoa; Chordata; Mammalia; Artiodactyla; Balaenopteridae
Gene: CXCL12
Product: C-X-C motif chemokine ligand 12
Exons: 4
Coding region: 98-379 (93 amino acids)
Biological process (GO): axon guidance; cell chemotaxis; immune response
Cellular component (GO): external side of plasma membrane; extracellular region
Molecular function (GO): CXCR chemokine receptor binding; chemokine activity
Source: RefSeq, a predicted model, not a curated record
AAGUGCUGGGCGCGCGCCUCCUGCUGCCGCACUUUCACUCUCCGCAGUCGCAUCCCCUCCGCGUCCUGCCUCCGUCCGCCCGCCGCCCGCUCUUGCCAUGGAUGCCAAGAUCUUCGCUGUGCUGGCCCUCGUGCUGGCUGCGCUGUGCCUCAGCGACGGGAAACCGGUCAGCCUGAGCUACAGAUGCCCUUGCCGAUUCUUUGAGAGCCACGUCGCCAGAGCCAAUGUCAAGCAUCUCAAAAUCCUCAACACUCCGAAUUGUGCCCUUCAGAUCGUGGCAAGGCUGAAGAACAACAAUAGACAAGUGUGCAUCGACCCGAAAUUGAAGUGGAUUCAGGAAUACCUGGAGAAAGCUUUAAACAAGAGGUUCAAGAUGUGAGAGGCGCAGGUUGGGUCAGACGCCUGAGGAAACCUUACAGUAGGAGCCCAGGUCUGAAAUCAGUGUUAGGAAGGGUCUGUAGCCACUCCCCUGCACCCAGGCAGGCCUGAAUGCAUUUCCAAGGGCCUUGUCUUGCACAGUUUGCCUUACUUCACCAUUUGAUUAUGUAGCAAAAUAUAUGGCGUUUAUUUCUCAUUUAGUCUGAUUAUCCAGCAUCACUGGCGACAGAUAGGAACUUAGAUUAAGGCCAUUCUUUUACCUGCUUUGUUAUAAUGUCCUUCCCACGGAACCCAUUAUCUAGCCAGAGGUUUCUGAGCUGUGCAAGCUGGAACCCCAGACCGAGGGAGCCUUGCCCACAUCACCAUGUCCAGGGUGGAGAGCCACCAGGAGGUGUCAGCACCAGUCAGCGUGGGCAGACCUUAGUGAAGGCUGCCCUGUGCAGGGGCGGGGGGUGGGGGGAGAGGUUCUGGGGCGCCAGGCAGGAGCCUCACCCUUCCUCAGGGUGAGAGCAGGGUUCUGCCUCUUUGGCGAAUACCGCAGGGCUUCCCUGAGCUGAGGCAGGCAGGAGUGUGAGGCCAGGGUAGGGUGAGAUUCACCCCUCAUCCCAAGCUCUCCUCUACAUCCCAUCACGUCCUUCUCAUCAUUCUCUCUCUCAUCCAUCAUCAUGUGUAUCCAAGACUGUCUCCAUGACCCAGGAAAAGGACUCUCUCAAGAGCAAAGCUUUACUUUAAACUGGGCACCAAGAAGUAAAUCAAAAUGUCUCGUGUUACCCGGUCCUGAAAGCACUGUGCACAUCUGUGGCUUGUUUGGGAUAUUGUCCAUUGUCCAAUCCUGUGUUUUUGUUCAAAGCCAAUGUCCUCCGUGCAUGCACUGUCAGUUCCUCAAAUGCAAAGCCUGAGAGUGAGGAGAUGCCCCUUGGGGCCUUUGACCAGGUUUCUGAUCAGGGCUGUGAUCCUUUUGGAUGGAACCUUGUUUUCCCCAUGAUCACAAACCCAUGUUGGAUCAACAGAGCCCAAGGGAAUUCGGUUUGCAGCAGUAUGACCUUCGAGGAUGCAGACCCUCAAGGCGUCUAUAAUUGUUGGUACCUCAGAACUACAGAGAGUUUUGUCUUCAUGGUGUCAGCAUUGUUUGGGGAAUAACAAGAAAAAAUUUUCAACUUUUUUUUGGUUUUGAAAGCCCAAUCCAUAAAAUAAUCAAUCCUGGACAUGAAGAUUCCUUCCUAAUUAAAAUCUAACCUCAUUUUUUUCACCAUUUGAUGAUCCCAUCAUCUCUUAACUUUGCACAGUGGCCCCUGGACCUUCUCUGCUGCCGCUGUCAUCUUGUACUUACAGGACAUCCAGCAGGGCAUUCCUCUUAGAAAAGAAUGGGCUGGUUGGGAAAGUAGCUUAAAAAUCCUGACAUUUAGGGUGUUUCCCUUUACUGAGAGCAGUUUGUAGAGUUGCAUUAAACAGUUUAAAAAUCUCACUUUCUGAAAAGGUAGGCACUUGAGGGGUUUUGGCUUGUCUUGUUUUUCAUUUGGUCUCACUAAUACUUUUCCCCUCUGUUUAAGUUUUUUUUAAUUAAGAAAGUAGAAAAAAAGAAGGGCAAAACAAGGAAAUGUAUCAAUUGACAGGAUGAUGUAAAUAACAUGCAGAAAGUAUAUUCUUGUAAAAUAAUCUUGAAUUGUAGGUGUUCUCAGAUUUAAUAAUCUUUGGGUUAUCAGUAACAUGUGUUAGGCAUUUCCGUAAAUAUGCCUUUAAAUUAGAUCUUCACGCAAAUAGACGCAAAUCCAUCAACCAAACAAAAAUUCACAUCCUCAAACCAGCUUUGUUAUAUUGAAAACAAUAGAGUAUGGAGGGGCCUUUAUUAGUUAUAAGGGAUACAGAGCUGGUUUCAAAACCCUCUUCUGAAGUUAACCUGUCACUACAGGGCUCCUGCAGUAUACAUGAAAUGAUCUAAUUUUCAGUUGUAGAGUCAUUUUCCAAGUAAUUCAAGACAUUUUAAAAUCUCAUGGAAAAUUUGGAAUUAUCAUCUCCUGGAACCCAUGAACCAGAACCAUUAAAUCUCUUUCUCCAAGAAAAUUAACAUGGCCCUAAAUAAAUCUUGACUACAGUUAAGAAUAAUUUUUGUUUCUCCCCUAUAGGGGGAAAAAUAGAUAAGAGGAGAAACUGCAGGAAAAAUGAUUUGUGUGACAAUCCCUCUACUUGCAAUCUGCUCCUAAGUGGAGACUGCCCAGCUAAAGCAAAUAUGCAUUUAAAUAGUCCAUUUGCAAAGGAAAAGGCUCUCCUGAUCCCCUUUUGCUUUCAAAAUACAAGUUCCGUGGAUCACUUUGAUUAGGGGUCACCUAGCUGUUCCUCCUGGUCCAGCGCUGCCUCUACCUGACCUUCCCUUGGGCUCCAUGUAACCUCCAGGGUGGUCCUCCACUGCCAGCCUUUGCAUCAGGACCCAGGCAGAGAAGACUUGGGGGGACUGAACUCACAGACGUGCUGUGUGUUGGAAUCUGAAUCUGUGCCUUGUGUUGUUUUGCACUGUUCUUUGUCCCACUCCGGCCAGCUGCUGAGACCCCAGCGAGACACACGAAGGACCCUCUGCUUAUCUGCCUGUCCUCCAGAAAAAGGAGGGCCAGCUUUGAGCAGAGGGCCUGAGUAGCAAAAGGUUGCAGCCCCCACUGUGUGAAGUCCAGAGAACUUCUAAGCCUUUUCACUGGAUCUGAUUUGACCUUCCUUUUCUGACUGCCCCCUGGUGUUAUCACUAUGGGAUCUCUCACUGGGAGUUCAUCACCUUUCCCAGGUGGUGCAUCCUUUUGUAGCUGGAUGAGAACUGUGGGGUCCUGAUCUCUCUAUGCAUAUUCCCUGGGAAAUUUCCCAUCCCUGGGAAAUGUUCCCUGGAAACCUUCAAGUCCCCUAAGGAGAUCACUGACAUUGUCAAGUUGAAAAAUCCCAUAGGCUGUUAUUCUGCAACCUCGCUGGACUCUCAGUCUCUGAGCAGUGAUGGGUUCAGUGUUAAAUGUGAUAAAUACUGUAUUUUGUAUUGUUUAAAUUGCAUCUCCCACAUAAUGUGAAAAUGGUCCAGGAGAAGGCAGCUUUCUAUAUGCAGUGUGCUUUUUUUUUUUUUAACAAGUAACAACUCCUUUUGAGAAACAACAAUUUCUACUUUGAAGUCAUAUCAAUGAAAAGAUGUAUAUGCACUUAUAAUUUUCCUAAUAAAGACAUGUACUCAAAUGUA